UAUCAUCGUUCGCACUUGUAGUCCGUAUAGUUGGAAACCCUGGUUGUUUUCAAAGGCAGUGGAAAGAGCCACGAAUUGAGCCAGCUAAUUGCGGUGUCUGCGGUUAUGUGACGAGUUAAUUGCAUGACCUGAGGAUUUGGAGGCGUGAUGUGAAUGGGUUGUAGUGGUUGCGAGUAGGGGACGUAAAUGUAUUUACCGAAAUGUCUGAAGAUAAGAGCAGAACAGUUCGUGUCUGGUGUGAUGGGUGCUAUGAUAUGGUCCAUUUUGGACAUGCAAAUUCAUUACGACAAGCAAAAGCUCUCGGAGAUUACCUCAUUGUUGGAAUCCACAAUGACAAUGAAAUAACUAAACAUAAGGGACCCCCAGUAUUUACAGAAGAAGAAAGAUACAAAAUGGUACGUGGCAUCAAGUGGGUUGAUGAAGUGGUGGAGGGAGUUCCAUAUGUCACAAGCCUAGAAACACUGGAUAAAUAUCAUUGUGACUUCUGUGUUCAUGGAGAUGACAUCACAAUGACAGCAGAUGGUGUUGACACUUAUCAUCUAGUUAAAGCUGCAGGCAGAUACAAGGAAGUUCAGAGGACAGCAGGCGUGUCCACUACUGACCUUGUGGGCCGUAUGCUGCUCAUGACACGGCAGCAUUUCCGUCAGGGACCAUUGGAAUAUGAUGUUGGCCAUGAAGGUUCUUCACAGCUCGGUCUAGACUCUGAUGCCCGAAGUCCAUACACUGGCUGUUCACAGUUUCUUCCCACGACACAGGAGAUCAUCCAGUUUAGUGAUGGAAAGCCACCGAAGCCUAAUGACAGGAUCAUAUACGUGGCUGGAGCAUUUGAUCUGUUUCAUGUUGGACAUUUGGAUUUCCUUGAGAAAGCCAGAGCAGAAGGAGAUUAUCUGAUUCUUGGACUACACACAGAUCCGAUAGUAAACAGAUACAAGGGUAGCAACUACCCCAUCAUGAAUCUUCAUGAGAGGGUGCUUAGUGUGUUGGCUUGUAAGUAUGUUUCUGAGGUGGUGAUUGGAGCUCCUUAUGCUGUAAGCCAGAACCUCAUGGAACACUUCAAAGUGGACAUGGUGUGUCAUGGACAGACACCCAUCCAGCCUGAUGCUGAUGGUUCUGACCCUUACACUGAGCCAAAGCGACAGGGUAAAUUUAAAUUAUUGAACUCGGAGAACACCAUGACAACGGAGAAGAUUGUCAACCGAAUCAUAAAUCACAGCCACUCCAAGGCCAGCAGCAGCAACACGCUUUCUUACCAGAGCCAUUCUUGAUGUAGGCAAGAGGUAUGCUGCCCAUUCAUUGUGACAGUUAUAAAUUCUUCAAGUAGUUGGCUGUGACUUUUAUAGAUUUGAUACCUUUUAUAUUAUGAAAGAUUUUUCAUAUAUAGAACCUGACAUCAAUGUAAUGUAGUUUGGAGGUGGCAUAAUGUUUCAGAGGAACAUAUCACCUCCAUGUUCAGGAUCAAAGAUUAAGCCAAGUAAGAAACCAGGAGGAGGCAGUGAACUUGGCACUUGCUUGGCUUAUUCUUUGACCCUGAAGAUGGAGGCAGUAUGUUUUACUGAAACACUACUCUGUCUCCAAACUGCAUGUCAUUACAACUGAUAAUACCUACUCAUUUUGGUUACUUAUGUUUCAAAACAGAUUGGAAGAGAAAUUUGAUUGACACAAGGUUGAUUCUUCUUUUGAUGUCAUGCCAUGAAAUUUGAUUGCAAAUAUGAAGCAGGAGUUCACAGCAGAUCCAGCGAUGGCAGUAUUGAUGAGAUAAGCCUCUAGAAUUGAUGAAACAAAAGUAAUUUUGAAUUUGAGGAAUAUUGUUAACAUCACUCAAUUUGAGCAGUAUUGCUCUAAUUUACUUGUGCAGUGAAGAUGUUUACUUAAAUUGAAAAAUGUAUGCAUCAUAAUCCCGUUAAUUCCUGGAUGCUUCUGAUGAAGAGCAGUCAACAAACAAACUCCGUGUCCUGUAGUCCACAAGCGAACUAUACCGACAGAACAAGUAUAAAUUCUAGCAUAUCAGUAAUUCAGUUGUACAGAACUAUUAGACUUAUUUUGUACUCUAUCAUCUGGUGUAUAGAAGACAAAAAUCCACAACGUUUCAGAGACUGGAUCUGUCUCUGUCCUCAGGUGGAU
Cryptotermes secundus is the source of this 2121-nucleotide messenger RNA. It is a transcript of the gene Pect, whose product is annotated as ethanolamine-phosphate cytidylyltransferase. Gene Ontology annotation, molecular function: ethanolamine-phosphate cytidylyltransferase activity. The coding region runs from base 201 to 1265 and encodes 354 amino acids. Gene Ontology annotation, cellular component: cytoplasm. The record is from RefSeq and is a predicted model, not a curated record. NCBI's taxonomy places the organism in Eukaryota, Metazoa, Arthropoda, Insecta, Blattodea, Kalotermitidae. Gene Ontology annotation, biological process: phosphatidylethanolamine biosynthetic process. The transcript has 8 exons.